This is a messenger RNA of Vitrella brassicaformis, 4657 nucleotides long. The record is from the annotation of a GenBank genome assembly. NCBI's taxonomy places the organism in Eukaryota, Vitrellaceae.
AAUUAAUUGAUUUCUGCUGGCCUGUCUUCUGCUAUGCUGCUGCUGUGGCCGACAGACUGACUGACUGCCGAUGUGCGAGUGAGUCACAGCCUCUGUCUGCGGGCGGGCCUCGCUCACUCAUCCACACCACCAGCGCUGCUGCUCCGGACACCCACACCAGCGGACGACGUCUGCAUAAUGGAACCACAGAAGGAGCAAACACUCAUCCAGGGCCGGUCACACCUUCUUGCAAUGUAAGUGUUUGUAUGCCUUACGGGCUCCGAGGCUGCGGCGGCUGCCGUCGCCGCGUUGUUGUUGCUCUGCUGAGGUGGUCCGGCGUUGAGGGAUGAUGCGGCCUCUCCCCCGCCGCCGCCCCCAUUGGCCGCCCCGUCGACAGCAGCCUGCUCUUUGGCCUGGCGUAGGGCCGUCAUGAUGGCCUCCACACUUGCCUCGAGUGUCGACAGCGCUGCGUUGGCAUCGCUGAGGGCCGUGGAUGCAUCACUCUGGAGAGGAGCACCGCCGCUCGACGAUGAUGAUGAUGAUGAUGGCUGUGACUGCUGCUGCUGUGGGUCUGGUGUGGCCGGGGGAAUCAUCUCGUAGAUGCCAACCUGAGCUCAGACAGCCAGACAGACAGAGGAGUUCCAUGGGGCCACUCUGGCACCGUACCCUACCCUGAGGCCCUCCUUGAGUAUUUCAGGCUCGAGGAAGAUGACACAGGCCAUGAUGAGCAGCUCUGCACACACAGACACACACACACAGACACACACAGACAAAGUCCAUCCACUCCGCACAGAUGGCGCAUCGCAUACGUAAUGCAUUCAUUGAUCUCACCGAUUCCUGGUGUGCCGAGGCCGCCGGGUCCCUUGGCGCACGCAGCGGCCAUGGUGUGCAUGUGCGACGACAGGAUGCCCCGACACGCAUUGUGGAAGGGCGUGUCGCCGGGGAACAGAUGGGAGGGCAGCGCUGCAAACGUCGGCGGCAGCAUAUACGAAUAAAACUGAACCAACACGGCGCACCACACCCAGCCAGACAAACAGACAGACAGACAGACAGACAGACGUGCAGCUGCUGUUGGUACAUGUAGUAGUCAGUAUGUGUGUCUGUCUUGUCUUGUCUUGUCUUGUCAUGUCAGCUGUCGCUGUGUACUUACUUGUGCCAUGAGGCUCUCGGGUAGCCUCUCGGUGAGGAAGUGGCCUAGUGGCGAGUCGCGCGGGACGUCCUUGGUGAGUUCGGACAUGGCGGCCGUCCACCCCUUCCAGCGCAUAACGGACUCGCUUCUUGCUCCCCUGCAGAUACCAGUGGUACGCUGCACACACACACACACACAGACGCCACCCACAAGCAAAGGCGACCACAAUUGUUCACACGAUUGGUUAUGUGCGGGUGCGUACUUCGGAUGACGGUCGCGGUAGCUGGUCUGGAUCGAAGGUCGGGCGGGAUGGGGUCGAUGAGGGCCCCCAUGUGCAUGUAACUCAUCAGACGGCCGGGGGAAGCAGAACCAAACAACGCGUCACGCCACAAGGGGGUCUGACGCAUCACACACACACACACACACACACGUUCAUGGUCGUGUGUAUUGGGGUGCGUGCGCAUCUGCCUCCCUCCCCCCGCCCCACCAACUUAGCUUACCCGUGGAAUGUGCGAGUUGACGGGCCAGAAGGUCUUCAUCAAACACAUGUUGACCAGCACGCCCAGCAACCUGACAUACAUCCAAACAAACAAACAAACCAACAAACAAACAAAUGCGACACCACCACAUUCCAGUCAAUCAAGACAUGCUAUACCUUCUGGUGCACCCACCGAUUUCGAUCCCCAGACGCCACCGCAUCGCUCACAGCCCUACACUGCUCGGCUGACACGCUGAUGGUCGGUGGGGGUGUGCUGCCGGGCCCACCACGGCGCACCCCACCGGUCGGGAUGCCCGGCGGCCUGUAGAGGCCCAAGAGGCUCUGCGGGCGGCCAUCGUGGCGGCGGAUGUCGUGUAUGUCGGCCCCGUGGGACACGAGCACACUCAGCAGGUGCGCCGGCUCGAAUGCAAGUGGGCGAGUGGCGAUGAGAUUGUAGAGCAUGACGAGGGUGGUCUCGCCGGCGUGGUUGCGGGCGGAGGGGUCGACGCCCUGCGAGAGAAGGAAGCCCACGACGUCCUCACGACUCGCUGCACACAAGCCAAGACAAGACAAAUGAACGGGGGCAAUGCGUCGUCAUGGCAUCUCUGCACGUGUUUGACGGCUGACCUACCUGAUCCCUGGCGGAUGCUACACACACACACACACACACCCGGGGACACACAUACAGAGUGGGCACGGGUGCAGCUUCUCUCGUGAGUGCACGUGUUGCUCUCCUCCCCCACCCCCCCUCGCCCCGCCCCGCCCCGCCCCGCCCCACCUUCGAUGCAGCAGCGUGUUGCCCUUGGUGUCCCGGAUGUUGGCGUCCAUCCCGUUGGCGAAGAGCUUGCGCAGGAGCGGCUUGUCGUGGAGCCACCGGUGCAUCCAGUCGCUGCCCACGAUCUCGUUCCAGCCGAGGAAGACGGGCGGGUCCACGAAAUGAACAUUGGCGGGGUCAGCGCGGUUGCGGGUGAAGCCCUGCACAGCACACAGACACAGAUGCACAUAGACACACAUGGGUGUGUUUGUGUGUGCGAGUUGGUGUUUCGAUGUCGUCAAUAUUUACCUACCUGUGGGGCGCCUCCUCGUUUGAAGAGCGCCUCGAGGACCAGGUCGAAGGCCGCACUGCACGUGGCCGACCCGCACCCGCCACACUCCUAACACACACAUGCAAACAUACAGACAUAGCCUGACGUGCCGCACAGAGAGAGGCAGUGAGAGACAGACACUGACCGACCCUGGCUUUCUUGAUGAAUCGAUGCAGCGGCAGAUGGCCCUCGAGGUUGGCCAUGCUCGCCACUUUCUCCGGCACCCUCGGCGCGUCGGGGUAGUGUCUGCCCUCCUUGAGCAGCAGCAGUGAGCCGUCGGGCUGGCGGUGGAUACGGAGGAUGGUCAGGAUGGCGUCCACGGCGGGGUUGUAGGACCCAUCGGGCUUGACGAUGGGCCGCGUGAAGUCCUGGAGUGACAUUUUGUUGAUGACCGUGUGGAGGAUGGUGUCGCCGUUGGGGCGGAUGUCUGAACACAUGCACACACACGAAUCAGACCACACGCAUAGGUGGAUGUGCUGGUCUGCCUGUGGACCUGAUCAAUCUACCUGUGAGGUCAGCAUCGGGGACCUUGAUGAGCUGUCGCACCAGCGGCAUCGGCAACUCCUGGCGAAGCGAGAACCGCCCCACAAGCGCACCACCGUCGAGCAGCUUCUCGACGCACUCGUCAAUCAGGGCCCUCUCAGCCUUUGCGUUGCAGAGAAUGGAGAGCGGCGAGCUGUCGUCAUCGGUGAGGUUGAUGUUCGCCAGAGGGAUGAGCGUGUCGACGAGCGCCAGGUACUCGGGGCGACCGACCAUCGUGACCUUGAAAAUGUGCUGGCAUGCGUCUCUGAGGAUGGUGAUGAGCUCAGGCUGAGGAAUGAGGCCGUGCAGCACCAGCUGGUUGACCCGGGACCAAUCGCCUGACAGCGGGGGGUGGCGGGGGGGAAGGGGUCAGGUACAAAUUGGCGAUGGGGGUCCUGGUCUGUCGGGUGCUUCUGGUUGUGUUGGUACCUUUGUAGAGGAGGAAGCGAAUGGCAGACGCCAUCCGGUCGGCGAAGAACUGCACACAUUAGAUAAAGAGAGAGAGAGAGCGAACACACACACAGACACACAGACAGACACACACACACAUGCAUCCAGCCAGUCAUCCAUUUUCACGACCGUCGAUGCACCCUCCCUCCCUCUCACCCAUGCCCGACGUGCUUACUUGUCUAAUAUCUUUUUCCUUGACGGUGCUCCUGGACAUGAUCAUCUUGGCCACGGCAGGGCUGGGGUUGAUCAUGCUCCUGAUCUGCCUCCGCACCUCCUCGUCGUUGAGGUCGCCUCCGGUCAGCAGGGCCUCGAGGCCCAUCCUCAAUGAGUCGCCCAUGGCCUCUCGCUGCGUGAGGACGUCCUCGAGGCUCUUUCCCACGGCUUUCCACCCGUCCACCGGCCUGCUGCCGUCCGCUUCCGUGAUACGGUUCACCGACCUAAAGAGAGAAGAAAGGUGCGCAAGUGGAUGGAUGGAUGGAUGGAGUGUGUGGGUGGUGGGUGAGGUUGGGCGAGAGCUAGGUGUAUCCACCAGCCGCGGGGGAUGACAUGAUGCCUGCCUGUUUGUGCGCCGCACCCACCUGGUGGUCUAGAUCAGCACUCUUGCUGACGACGCAACAGCAACGUCUCGAACGAACGGGUGCUGAGAUGACGCACCGGAGAGCACACGAUGAGCAGUUUCGCGAUGAGGUUGUCUUGUCUGCCCUGUGGUGUGUUUGUACCUCUUGUCAACUCAAUGAGAUCGGAGAGCGUCGCAGCGCUGUGGCUGCCAAUCUACGUCAACGACAGGUCUGAAACACGUUGACGCGGUUGCCGGGGGGGCAGAGGAUGCUGUCUGCGUCGGGCACAGUGAAGCAGAGAGGCAAUAGCAGAGAGGCGAACCGAUGAGAUAACUGACGACGAUGGCCGAAGGCGAUGGAUGAACUCACAGAUCUGACGGCUGGCGCUAGAGAAGGAGAUCUCCAGAAGGGUGGCCAAGAAGCAACUGAAGCGAUGGUUGGAGAUGGCGAUCGGCAU